AUGCCGUCUAAUGCUUAUUCCUCCACGCCGCCGGUCAUCACGACCGCGUCGGUCGAGGGCGAUGUCAACUACCAGCCACCAACGUUCCCGCUCGGACCGUUCACCAAGUACGCCGGGAAUCCACUGCUGGUCCCCAACCCGGACAAUAUGUUUGAGUCGGCCUACAUCUACAACGCCACGGCCAUUGUGCUCGACAACCGGGUAUUUCUGCUGUACCGUGCGCAGACGGCCGCCCUCUGCUCGAGCAUUGGCCUGGCAUGGUCGGACGACGGCUACGACUUUACGCGCCUCGACCGACCGGUCCUCGAGGCUUCAGAGCCCUGGGAGGCCGGCGGUGGCGUCGAGGAUCCGCGCAUCACGCGCUCCGAGGACGGCCAGUUUGUCAUGACGUACACGUCGUGGGACUUCAAGGUGCCGCGCCUGUGCCUGGCGACGUCCACAGACCUGGUGAACUGGACCAAACAGCCGCCGCUGUUCCCGGACCUGGAGGAUGUCGAGUACUGCGAGCACACCGGCCGCACUCUGAUCCGCAAGGGCCACUCCAAGUCGGGUGCCAUUUUCCCCGAGAAGGACAAGAACGGCAAGUACCAGAUGAUCUUUGGCGAUUCUCUGUUGUUGAGAGCAGAGAGCGACGACCUCGUGCACUGGACGGCCAAGCCGUACAACGAGUACUUUGCGGAGCCCGUGCACCCGUGGGAGUCGCGCUUGCUCGAGCCCGGCCCAGCACCGAUCAAGACGCGCGACGGCAAGUACAUUCUGGUGUACAAUGCCGCGACGUUGGGCUGUGCGGGCUACCGCAACAACCAGUACUCCAUCAGCCAAUUUUUGAUCGACUAUGACAACCUGGAGAACGGCCCAUUGGCCCGACUGGACAAGCCGUCGCUGGUAGUAUCGACAAAAAACGAGAGGGAGGGCCUGGUGAAUGAGGUAGUCUUCUGCGAAGGCCUGGUACAGUUCAAGGGCAAGUGGUUCUUGUACUACGGCCAGGCAGACAGCGAGCUGGGGGUGGCGACGGCGGAUAUAUGA
Messenger RNA from Sporothrix brasiliensis 5110, 1026 nucleotides. RefSeq lists its product as uncharacterized. The record is from RefSeq and is a predicted model, not a curated record. Bases 1 to 1026 code for a protein of 341 amino acids. The transcript has a single exon. NCBI's taxonomy places the organism in Eukaryota, Fungi, Ascomycota, Sordariomycetes, Ophiostomatales, Ophiostomataceae.